AUAAAAAAUAGUUAAGAGCUCUUUCAAGAGAGAAAUAUAUGGAAUCUCUAGCUAUUGGGUCACUUCGCAAGCCAGCUGCUAUGAUUCAGUACUCUGGAGUCGUUAAGCCAUCUUCUUCACUUGUUUUGAAGCAUCAAGCAUGUAUCUUCAAUAAGAAUCGAUACAUGACAUUUCAACAAAGGCAUGUCAACUAUCACAUGGCUGAGAGCUUCUACAAACGAUCCAUGCUCCAUGGAAGACCCGAAAAGAAGUUCGAAUUGGAUGCAACAUCUACCAACGAUUCUGGAUCUGAUGCAGCUCAUAAUACAAUGAAUCCGAUGCAAACCACUGUGAAUUUCUUGGACGUUCUUUACAGAUUUAUAAGGCCGUAUGCAGCACUUGGAACGGCUCUAAAUGUAGCUUCAAUGGCUCUACUUGCUGUUGAGAAGCUUUCGGAUUUCUCACCACUGUUCUUCGUGAGAUUGUUGCAGGCUCUCGUUGGAAGCCUGUUGAUGCAAAUGUAUGUCACCGGUUUCAACCAGAUAUGUGAUAUAGAACUCGACAAGGUUAACAAGCCAUUUCUCCCAUUAGCUGCAGGGGAUCUAUCUAUGAGAACUGCUAUUCUCGUCUCUUCAUUAUCAGCAAUUAUGAUAGGACCACCCACCCCUCAACCGACCCACCCUACCAUUCUCAAACUUGUCAGCGACACCCAUUUUCCGGCAUCGGUUGGCGUAUCCGCCACCGGGUUACCACCGUCGCCACAGUCCGAAAAAAACCAACUCGUCCCCCUCACCCUUUUCAUAUUCGGCAAGCAAUCACCACCGCCGCAGUAA
Messenger RNA from Lactuca virosa, 812 nucleotides. The record is from the annotation of a GenBank genome assembly. NCBI's taxonomy places the organism in Eukaryota, Viridiplantae, Streptophyta, Magnoliopsida, Asterales, Asteraceae.